Molecule: messenger RNA, 151 nt
Organism: Racocetra persica
Lineage: Eukaryota; Fungi; Glomeromycota; Glomeromycetes; Diversisporales; Gigasporaceae
Source: the annotation of a GenBank genome assembly
UCUUGUUAACAAUGAAGAUGGAGAGUAUGCGGUGGCACACUCUACUAAGCAAUCACCUCAUUUACAAUCAGUACAAGAGAAAACUGUGGCUUCAUACCCAUUGUCAGAUGCUCUAAUGCUUGUUCCUUCAAUAGAAGGAGCUUUUUUUGAA